This is a messenger RNA of Uranotaenia lowii, 4767 nucleotides long. RefSeq lists its product as uncharacterized. The coding region runs from base 1 to 4767 and encodes 1588 amino acids. The record is from RefSeq and is a predicted model, not a curated record. The transcript has a single exon. NCBI's taxonomy places the organism in Eukaryota, Metazoa, Arthropoda, Insecta, Diptera, Culicidae.
AUGCCACGAAAAACGAAAAGUAACUGCAACGCCUGCAAGAAGCCCGAUAGUGAUCGGAUGGUAGCCAGCGAUAAGUGCCAGCGUUGGUAUCACUUUGAUUGUGUCCAGGUUGGCGACUCUGUGGCAGACCGGUCCUGGUUGUGUCCUAUUUGCGAUAUCGAUACAACGGCUGAGGCAACUACUGUGAACCUUCGGAAUGAUGAUGACAACAAAUCACGCGUCUCUAAGGCAAGCACCUCAGCAUCCGUUCGAGCAGCUAGAGCAAACCUUGAACUUCAACGUUUAGAUGAAAUGAAGCAGUUAGAGAUCAAACGUAUCAACAGCGAGUUGGAUCAGCAGAAGCAGGAAGCCGAGCUGGAAAAGAAACGGCUUGAAGAAGAGCGGAAACGCCGUGAAGAAGAGCAAGCCCUGGAAAGAACUCAGUUGGAAAUUGCAAAACGUCAACAAGAAGCUCUGAAGAAACUGGAGGAAAUGUAUUUGGCGGAAAAAUACAAAAUCCUCCAUUCCCAAAUCGAUGAAACCAGCAGCCAGAAAAGCUUCAUCACCAGUACCCGGAAAUCAAGAACCGAUGAGUGGGUUGAACGUCUACCAGUUGUUAGGAAGCCAGAAGAAAUGGAUAAGCCUCCGAUGAAUCCUUCCGGAGAAGACGUAGUUCCUGUGAAGAAUGUUCCUGAAAAUGAUAAACAAAUAAUCAUGAAUAAUCCUGUAUCGAAAAAUUCCGCAUUGCCCCGGGAAUAUAGUACUCCAAUAGUGAAGAACAGGGCCUUAGGUAAUCAACAAGGACUUCCUAGUGAAAGCACCAUUAAUCCAGAAGUAGAACUGCCGAAGCAGGAGAACGGCUCGAGAAGACAUCCGGAAAACAAUGAACCGUCGAAUCCAGUGGGUCGUAGAGUCCUCACUAAUGCUCAGCUAGCCGCUCGGCAAGCUUUACCCAAAGAUUUACCUAUAUUUACGGGAAACCCGGAGGAAUGGCCUAUUUUCUUUAAAAGCUUUGAAAAUAUAUCGGAAGAGUGUGGACUUUCAAAUACUGAGAACCUUAUCCGCCUCCAGCGCAGUUUGAAGGGGGACGCAUUAGAAGCUGUACGCAGCCACCUUUUGGAGCCUGAGAUGGUUCCAUGUGUAAUAGAAACUUUGCAGAUGCUGUACGGUCGUCCCGAAAUACUCCUUUCUUCACUCCUAGCAAAAAUCCGAAGCACUCCAGCUCCGAGGGAAGGAAAGCUUGAAUCGCUUAUCUUCUAUGGUCUAGCCAUCCAAAACUACUGUAACCAUUUAAAAGCAGUGAAACUUGAAGCCCAUUUUUCGAACCCUAUGCUGCUUAAGGAGCUAGUGGAGAAACUACCUUCGGACAUUAAGAUGAAGUGGGCUGAUUACAGUGAUGUCGCUGAAGAUGUCAACUUGAAACUAUUUGGGCAAUUCAUGUACGGAAUCGUAAAGAAAGCCAGUGCCGUUACCUAUCCCAGUGGGUCUACGACAACAAAAUUAGAAGAAAAUCGAAUCCGAGGCGGUACAACGAAGCCAAAAGGUUUUCUACAUCACAGUGACACGUCGUCUUCCACAAGUGUAAUUAGUCACCCCCGCAAAGUAAAAGUAUGCCCCGUUUGUGAGAAAUCUGGACAUGAUGUAGAGUACUGCUGUAAAUUUACUAAUUCUUCUGUUGACGAGCGAUUGCAAAUCGUUAGAUUACAUAAUUUAUGCAAGAGCUGUCUAAGGAACCACAAUCCCUGGCCAUGCAGGCGGCCAAAAGAAUGUACGCAAGAAGGAUGCCGCAUUCGCCACCAUCCUUGGCUCCAUUCCUUCCAAUCGAAUCCAAGUCCUCAGAAUUACCAUAGGUCGGACUGCUCAGUAAUAUACCGUAUCGUCCCAGUAACCGUCUUCAAUGGGUUGAAACACGUUGACACGUUUGCUUUGCUUGAUGAGGCAUCCGAAGUGACGAUGAUCGAAACCAGUCUUGCAGAAACUCUUGAACUAGGAGGUACUGUAGAUCCGCUUCACCUGAAAUGGACAGGAAAUGUCACUCGAGUUGAACAAAAUUCACGUACUGUGGACGUUACAAUAUCCGGUAGAGGAAAACUGAAAAGGUUCACUCUGAAAAAUGCUCGAACGGUUGAAGCUCUUGAACUGCCAAUACAAUCGAUUGAUUCGAAAAGUCUUACAGAACAUUACCACCAUCUUAGAGGAUUGCCUAUUGCCGACUACGACUCUGCCAGACCUCAAAUUUUGAUUGGGCUUGAGAAUAUCUAUCUGGGUACUCCGUUGAAAGUAAGAGAAGGGGCACAAGGACAUCCGACCGCAACCAAAACCCGACUUGGGUGGUGUGUGUACGGUGGUACUUCUAUACAUCGCAACUAUCACCAUGCCCUUAAUAGCAGAGCUGUUAACGAAGAUCGCGCGCUGUAUGAUUUAGUAAAAGAGUAUGUAAUGAUCGAUAAUUUGGGAGUUGUUCCUAACACGACUUCACUGGAGUCACAGGAGGAUCGGCGGGCACGCACUCUACUCGAGUCCACUACUCGUCGUAUUCCUGGUGGUUUCGAGACAGGCCUGCUUUGGAAAUCUGACGAGGUGAAUCUUCCAGACAGUUACCCUAUGGCUGAAAGCCGUUUACGGUGCCUCGAAAAGAAAAUUUACAAAGACAAAAACCUCGUAGAUCGCGUGAAAAAUCAAAUUGCCUAUUAUCUGUCGAAAGGAUAUGCUCACGUAACAACAGCCUCGGAACUAUCUUCAGCGGAUCCGGCCAAAGUCUGGUACUUGCCACUUGGUAUUGUUACAAAUCCUAAAAAACCGGAGAAACUGAGGUUAAUUUGGGAUGCUUCUGCUCGAGUGCACAACAUUUCCUUCAACUCAAUGAUGCUCAAAGGGCCUGAUCUUCUUGCGUCACUGCCUGCUGUACUUUAUCGAUUUCGUUCUCGUCGGGUAGCCAUAUGCGGCGAUUUGAAGGAAAUGUUUCAUCAGAUCAAAAUUAAAGAAGAGGACAAAUCUGCACAGAGAUUCCUUUGGAGAAACAACACCUCUGAAAAGCCUACCAUUUAUACAAUGGAUGUAGCUACAUUUGGUUCAGCCUGCUCGCCAUGUUCCGCGCAGUACAUUAAAAAUCUAAAUGCCGGCGACUAUAAACACCAAUUUCCAGCGGCGGUCGAGGCCAUUGUAUAUGGCCACUAUGUGGACGAUUUUCUGGAUAGCAGAGAUGACGAAGAAGAAAUAAUACAGCUGAUCAAAGACGUUAAGUUCGUACAUCAACAGGGAGCCUUCGAAAUCCGCAACUUUUCGUCAAAUUCUGCUUAUGUAUUGGCGCAAAUUGGCGAUGGGAAUGUCUGCGAGUCUAAAGAUUUAAACUUUGCAUCGCAGUCUGUUUUGGGUAUCCAGUGGUUUCCAGAAAGCGAUCUGUUCUCCUUUACACUAAAUCUGCCAAGCCUAGACACGAGUAUACUUGAUGGCUCAAUCCGACCGACAAAACGACAAAUUUUACGCACCGUAAUGAGUUUGUAUGACCCCCUCGGUAUGUUGGCAGCCUUUAUCAUCCACGGGAAGAUCAUCAUUCAAAAUUUAUGGAAGUUGGGCUGCAUGUGGGAUGAGCAGAUUGAUGACUCAAAUUUUAUCUAUUGGAAGCGCUGGACGGAGAUGUUUUGCCGAUUGGGUGAUGUAUGCAUCCCUCGAGCAUAUUUCAAUACUGCCGUUCCAGAAAACUGCACUCCAAUCCAGCUACAUACAUUUGUUGAUGCAAGCGAAGAAGCGUAUGCGUGCUCAGUGUACUUCCGCUACUAUGAGCGAGGUGUUUCGCGCUGUGUUCUUGUAGGGGCGAAGGCCAAGGUGGCCCCAGUGAAACCGCUCUCGAUACCGCGACUAGAAUUACAAGCUGCAAUCCUUGGAAUACGUCUAGCAGAUUUUAUUCUACGAAACCAUCAAAUAUCUAUCUCAAAGCGGUAUUUCUGGACCGACUCAGCAACCGUGCUCCACUGGAUCAACUCGGAUGCUCGCAAGUACAAUGCUUACGUUGCAUGUCGGAUUGGCGAAAUAUUGACAUCCACUGAGAUCACGGAGUGGAAGUGGGUGCCAACUAAAGAUAAUGUAGCAGACGAAGCGACAAAAUGGGGACAUGGCCCUUGUUUCAACGCAGAUAGUAGAUGGUUUCGAGGACCAGAAUUUCUCUGGGAUGGCGAAGAAUCCUGGCCAGAACAAAAGUGGAAACCAGCCAACAACAACGAAGAAAUGCGCUCGACCUGUCUUCAUCAUCAGAUAGCAUCAGAGUUGUUAGUCGACACAACUCGAUUUUCGAAAUGGGAACGUCUUCUGCGAACGGUCGCGUAUCUGUUUCGCUUUGGUUUACCGAGGACAACUGCUCAGCCCGUCGUCAAUAGGCCUUUAGACUAUCUGAACCAGGAGUUUUUGAAAAAGGCAGAAAUCGCGUUGUUUCGUAUUGCUCAGCAAGAAUCCUUCCCCGCUGAGUUUGCUUUGUUCGAGAGAAGCAGAAAUGGAAAGCCUGCGGGGGUGGUGCCGAUCACCAGUCCGCUAUACAAAUUGUCAGCGUAUAUCAGCGAAGAAGGAGUGGUUAAAAUGGACGGUCGUAUCGGCGCCGCCCCCAACCUGCCGAUCGAAGCUAAGUGCCCUAUUAUCUUAGCUAAGACCCAUCCAAUAACCUUUCUCAUUGUAGACUAUUAUCAUCGCCGGUACCUGCACCAGAACAACGAAACCGUCUUCAACGAGCUCCGCCAACGCUUCUACGUAUCCGGGAUGCGAAGAUUAGUCCGCACCGUCGCCUUCCCGCAUAAUUGA